This is a messenger RNA of Malus domestica (apple), 3348 nucleotides long. RefSeq lists its product as uncharacterized. Gene Ontology annotation, molecular function: DNA binding; protein dimerization activity. Lineage: Eukaryota; Viridiplantae; Streptophyta; Magnoliopsida; Rosales; Rosaceae. The record is from RefSeq and is a predicted model, not a curated record.
AGAACAGAAACCCUAAAAAUCGGCGGGUCGAGCAAUCGAGUCGAACCUAUCCCACUCGCGACUCACGAUUCCGAACGAUCCCGGCUCGUUCUUCCUCCUUCCCCCAAAUUUUUAAUUUUUCCCACCAAUCGGACCGUCAAAACCCUAAUUUUCCAUCGAUUUCCCCUCCUUCUUACGUAUCAAUCAUCGCCAAAUCCGGAUUUCUCUCACCCAAAUCCAAAAACUUUCAGAUUCGUCGAAAUUUCUGACCCAGGUUCCUAUUUCCUGUUGCUUGACUGUGACUGCGGUAAACACCAACGUCCUCUUUUACUAGUGUCAAUGGACCAUGCAACAUCGCAUGAUCAAAGAUAUUGACUUCUGUUAGUGCUGAGGAUACAGUGUGUGAAUCAGAUAACGGUAGUUUCUUGAAUAAAUUCUUAAAUGGAUUGAAUUGGUAGCUACAAUGCGCUCAUCUGGACUUGUUGACCCUGGAUGGGACCAUGGCGUUGCUCAAGAUGAGAGGAAGAAAAAGGUUAAAUGCAAUUACUGUGGAAAAAUAGUUAGUGGUGGAAUAUACAGAUUGAAGCAACAUUUAGCCCGAGUUUCUGGAGAAGUUACUUAUGAUAAAGCUCCAGACGAUGUAUACUUUCGUAUGAAAGAAAAUAUGAAAGGAAGUCGUUCUCAUAAGAAACCUAGGCUUUCCGAAGAUAUUGGCCAAGCAUAUCUGAAUUUCCAAUCCAACGAUGACGAAGAAGAUGUGCAUGUUGGUUAUAGAAGCAAAGGAAAGCAGUUGGUGGGUGAGAGGAAUUUAGCUAUGAAAUUGACUCCUCUUCGGUCGUUAGGGUAUGUUGAUCCUGGGUGGGAACAUGGCGUUGCUCAGGAUGAGAAAAAGAAAAAGGUGAAAUGCAAUUAUUGCGAGAAAAUAGUUAGUGGUGGUAUCAAUCGGUUUAAACAACAUUUAGCUAGAAUUCCUGGAGAAGUAGCACCUUGUAAACAUGCUCCUGAUGAUGUCUAUGUUAAAAUAAAGGAGAAUAUGAAAUGGCAUCGUACUGGAAGGAGACAGAGACAACCCGAUUCCAAGGACAUAUCAAAUUUUGAUCCUCUGUCAGAUAAUGAAGGCCAAGACGAUGACCAAAUGGAAGCUGUUCUGCCACAUAUGAGCCAGGAAAGCUUCAUCGAUGGUGAUAGGAGAUUGGGCCAAAAUUUGAGACAUACAUUCUUGUCGCUGCCUCCCAGCACUGGUUCUGAACCAUUAUUUAAAAGAUCAAGGCUCGAUUCUCUGUUCUUGACAUCUCCUAAGAGUUUUCCACCACAAUCUUACAAGCAAGCAAGGGUCAGAACAAUGUCAAAUAAAAUUUCCCACAAGGAAGUUAUUUCCGGAAUUUGCAAAUUCUUUUACCAUGCAGGAGUUCCUAUACAAGCAGCAGACUCCCUAUACUUUCAUAAGAUGCUGGAAUUGGUUGGCCAAUAUGGGCAGGGUAUGGUUGCACCUCCAAGCCAAAUAAUAACCGGUCGGUUUCUACAAGAGGAAAUUGCAACCAUUAGAAACUACCUGGCUGAGUAUAAGGCAUCAUGGGCAACCACUGGCUGUUCUAUUAUGGCCGACAGUUGGAGAGACACAGAGGGUAGAAUAUUGAUAAACUUGUUGGCUUCCGGUCCAAAUGGUGUGUACUUUGUUUCUUCAGUUGAUGCCACUGAAAUUGUUGAAGAUGCUUUGAAUUUGUUUAUGUUGCUGGACAAAGUGGUUGAAGAGAUGGGGGAGGAAAAUGUAGUUCAGGUAAUCACUCCAAAUACUCCUAGUUAUAAGGCUGCUGGAAAGAUGCUUGAGGAGAAGAGAAAGAAUUUAUUCUGGACCCCAUGCGCCACCAGUUGUAUCGAUCAAACGCUUGAAGAUUUUUUGAGGAUAAGAUGCGUAGCGGAGUGCAUGGAGAAGGGCCAAAAAGUUACAAAGCUCAUUUACAACCAAGUUUGGUUGUUAAAUUUUAUGAAGAGUGAUUUCACACAGGGGAAGGAACUUUUGAGAUCGUCUAUCACCCGGUUUGCUUCUAGCUUUGCUACCUUACAAAGCUUGCUGGACCACAAGACUGGUCUUAAAAGAAUGUUUCAAUCAAACAAAUGGAUUUCAUCUCAGUGCUCCAAAUCAUUUGAGGGAAAAGAAGUGGAAAAUAUUGUCUUAAAUGCUGCAUUUUGGAAGAAGUUACAGUUUGUUAGGAAUUCAGUGGACCCGAUAAUGCAAAUUCUUCAAAAGGUUGAGAAUGGUGACCACUUGUCAAUGUCAUCUAUAUAUAAUGACAUGUACAGGGCAAAGAUUGCAAUAAAAACCAUUCAUGUCCGUAAAUAUGAACCAUUUUGGAGCGUUAUAGAGAGUCAUUGGAACUCACUGUUCUACCACCCUGUAUACGUAGCUGCUUACUACUUAAAUCCAUCAUACAGAUAUCGACCUGAUUUUACGGCGCAUACUGAGGUGAUGCGUGGACUUAACGAAUGCAUUGUUCGGCUGGAGCCAGACCAUUCAAAUAGGAUUUCUGCAUCUAUGCAGAUUUCUGAUUACAAUUCUGCUAAAGCUGAUUUUGGAACUGAAUUGGCAAUCAGUACAAGAACAGAGCUUGAUCCAGCUGCAUGGUGGCAACAACAUGGGAUAAGUUGCUUAGAGCUGCAGCGUAUAGCUGUGCGUAUAUUGAGUCAGACAUGCUCUUCUUUUGGGUGUGAGCAUAACUGGAGUAUAUACGAUCAAUUGUACAAUCCGAGAAGUAAUCGUUUGGCCCAAAAAAGGUUAAACGACCUCAUCUACGUUCAUUACAAUUUGCGUCUUAGAGAACAAAAAUUACGAAGAAGGCCGGAAAAUUCAACCUCCCUUGACAAUGUGCUGUUAGAGCGGUUGCUAGAUGAUUGGAUUGUAGAUGCUGCGGAAAAUGACUUGCUAGACAAUGAGGAAGUCCUUUACAACGAAAUCGAACAGGUUGAUGAAUACGAAAAUGAUCUCGUUGAUUACGAAUGUGGAAUUGCAAACGGAGAGACUAGGAACGGAUCCAUUGAGCUGGUAACCUUGGCUGAUGCAGAUGUCAAUCCGGCCAAUGCUGGCGUUGCCACCGAUGAUGAUGACGAGGAGGAGGAGGGGGCGGAAGGUGAGAUGAACUUUUUCCAUGAUGACUUGAGUGAUUAGCAAGUUGUAGACCUUCAACUAACAAAGAUGCAAUGGUGGUGAGGAAGCUCUGCCUUAGUGGUGUAAUAUAUUCCAGCUUACUUGUUUUGCAAGUUACCUAUGGAAGUAAAACAGGGCGUCCUUACAUGUAAUAUUCUUCAACCUUUUUGCUCAAAUGUUACUAACUCAACCGCUUUUUGAAUCUCCAAAGCAUUUACAUUGUCUAA